GACUUGACAAGCAUAAUGUCACGUAAAAGUGUGUCUUACCUGAUGCCUAUAAUUCUGAAGAAUGAGGCUAGUUAUGAGGACUGUAUACAGAUACUUGAUGCUUAUGUGUCACAGAUUUCAAAGUGGUACCACAAGGCUGGCAGAGGAGAUGAAAUAGAAACAUUAGCAGUCCCUGUGGGUGGAGACCAGCUGACAAGAGUGAGAUUUGAAGGUGCGAAACGUUUGAGACUAGGUGCCCACACUGCACUUGAACGAUUCAGCAACCUUCAACCAAUGAUUGUAGAACUGUUUCAUGUAUUAAUGGAUUUCAUUGAGUAAUUGAUCAAGAGAUUCAUGAAGAAGAACUCUGGAAGGGAUGUAGGGACACUAGGACAUCUCAAGACAAUCAUUCAAAGAAAUGAUGUGAAUGGAAACGUUAAGAGUCGCUUUAAGAUAAAUGAACAUGAGGACUUUGUCCUCCUGACUGGCAGAGCUUACCUUCUACACACAGUGAUGGAUCAUUUUGGAAUGGAAAGUCUAGAUGAUGUCCCAAAAAAGAAUAUCCCACCAGAAAACAUUGGGAAGAUGCACAAAGGUCAGAGACUGUCAGCUUUUGAUGCUUUAAUGGGAGACAUGAUGAAAACAAUGAUUCAAGCUCAAAAUUUUCCACAGGCAGCUGAUUCAAACAUGUAUCUUACAGUCAAGCAGAAUGUAAUUUGUUUGCCCAUACGUAAGGGAAAAGCACACAUUGCGGUGAUACAUGAUGACAACAGAAUCAACCUGGAAAUGCCUGCAAAAACGUUGCAGCAAGGAAAAUCUAUUGAAGUAAAUAUAUCAGGAAUGGAUUCACCCAUCACAAUUGCACAGACCAAGAAUGAUGACCUACAUCAUUACUGGUCUUAUUUUCUGUAACAUUAUUUCCUUGUUCUGUUCUUUAAAGAUGCAAUUGCAGAGGGGGAUAUCUUUGGCAUCAAUGUAGCACUUACGAUGAUGGUACCUUACUUCUAUGCACAUUCAUCGAGGUCAAAGUAUAUGGUGGAAUGUCUAGACUACAUACUGAAAACAGAAAUGCUGUUACCACAGAGGAGUGCUCUUGAAGUACGAACCAAUUCCCUUGUUAAUCCCAGGGGUGGAAUUGGUAAUAACAAACCCAUGGAUCUCCAGAAAGAAAAUCAAGUAAAGGAGCUGAAAGAUCUUAUCAAGGGACCAGGAGCAAAUAAAACGGAGAAUGCCAUCAUCAAUGUAUGCAAUGCUGCUCCAGUUAUAAAUGAUGUUGUAUCAUGCUUGGAUACACAAAUCGAAUUGAAGGAUUUUCACACAUCUCACAAAAAAAGGAGUGAUGAAGAGGACUUGAAAGCACUGUUGGUAGAGUUUCACCAUAUAAAACCCAUCAAAUAUUGCCCAGGAAGGGCACUCAAUCAUUAUAAAAACAUCAAACAAAGUGUGUUUGAAGAACUUUCUCCCUUGAGGGAAGUCUUCACCAGUGAUGCUGAAAAUAUUGUACACCGACUGGAAAGGAAUGUUUCUCAACAUUAUGAUGAUUAUGAUGGUGACGAUGACACAGCAUGUAUAAAUGAUGAAACAAAUGAUUCAAGUCUCUGA
Molecule: messenger RNA, 1581 nt
Organism: Gigantopelta aegis
Lineage: Eukaryota; Metazoa; Mollusca; Gastropoda; Neomphalida; Peltospiridae
Exons: 5
Source: RefSeq, a predicted model, not a curated record